Messenger RNA from Gongylonema pulchrum, 303 nucleotides. NCBI's taxonomy places the organism in Eukaryota, Metazoa, Nematoda, Chromadorea, Rhabditida, Gongylonematidae. The record is from the annotation of a GenBank genome assembly.
AUGGCGAUGAAUAGCGAAGGCUCGCGAGGGAGCUCGCGAGACGGCGGUCGGCGGGGAGAUGGAGCCCCGUUUGCCGUGAACAACGGGAGACUUGAAUGCAGGGAGGUAAGUGGAUUUUCGGAGGAAUUUUGGGACAAGGCAGAAUGGGCGAUAGACUGGCUCCGUAUGGAGGGCGUAAACGAAGUUAGUGAAGCCCUGGAGGAGGUCCAUGCGCAAGUGAUGGAAGGAGUCGUGGCCACUCGGAGUGCCACCACAGCAGUAGAAGAGUGCUUCCAGCCCUGGGAGGCUGUAGAAGCUGCCUGA